This is a messenger RNA of Monopterus albus (swamp eel), 2045 nucleotides long. RefSeq lists its product as uncharacterized. The record is from RefSeq and is a predicted model, not a curated record. Gene Ontology annotation, cellular component: cytoplasm. Bases 110 to 1486 code for a protein of 458 amino acids. The transcript has 4 exons. Gene Ontology annotation, molecular function: NAD+ poly-ADP-ribosyltransferase activity. Lineage: Eukaryota; Metazoa; Chordata; Actinopteri; Synbranchiformes; Synbranchidae.
AUCAAAACUGGGAUUGAAACUGAACAGAAAGUGAAAGCUUUAUAUGCCGGGGAACCUAUCGCUGACGGACUUGAACAACAUCCUUUUACAGCCACAUUUUUGAAUCAGGAUGUCAGUGCAGUUCUCUGGCUGGGAAGUGGUCGACGAUGGUGCUUCUUUUCCUGGGGUGGAGCUGGGACCAGCACAGAAACCUCAAAACCGGGGUGUUUACACCAUGUACCAUGGGACCAGUGUUGCCAGUGCACGACUCAUCAUUGCCAGUGGCUUUAAACAGUCAUCGAAGGGCAUGCUAGGGCAGGGAGUGUAUGUCAGUCGUGAUAAGAAAAAGGCGUCUAAUUAUCCGUUGAACAGUAACCAUUCAGACCGUGUGGUCUUUGAGUUAUGUGUGCGUGUUGGCCGUGUCAAACGUAUUGACAAGGACAACCAUCCGAUGCAGUUCAACUGGAAAAUGAAUGGCUAUGACACUGCCUGGGUGCCCCCCAACUGUGGCAUGAAAUCUGUGCCCAGCGGCCUAGAGGAAGACUGUGUGUUUGACCCCAAAAGAGUGAAGGUCGUGGGCAUUGCAAAAGCACCGAAUGCCACCAUAGAGGCAGAGCUUAAACAGCUUCUGGCAAAACGUUCCGGUAGUGGAGGUGGUGCUGCUGUGGAUGUGUGCUCGCUGUGUAAGAGAAAGACCCAGAAGGGUUCUCAACACGUCAAGCAACAGUGCUGGGAGUGUGGGAAAACCAUCUGCAUUCUCAUGUCUAAACAUUUUUGUGACCAACCUUUUUGCCGAAAGGAAAGUGAAAGCUACCGGGUUUACAGGCAGAACACGACUCUUCGCUUACGGAUGUCACUGCAGUUCUUUGGAUGGGAAGUGACCUAUGACUCUCCUCGUGUGGAGCUGGGGGCCUCUCAGGCGCCCAAAGACCAAAACACCUACAUCAUGUAUCAUGGCACUAGUAUUGCCAAUGCACGGCUCAUCAUUACCAAUGGCUUUCAACAGUCAUCAGGUGGCAUGUUGGGAAAGGGUGUGUAUGUCAGUCGUGAUAAGAGAAAGGCUGAGCGUUACCCAUUGAACAUUACAGACCGUGUGGUCCUUGAGUUACAUGUACGUGUAGGCCGUGUUAAGCGCAUUGACAAGGACAAUCAUCCCAUGCAGUACACCUGGAGCACACAGGGCUAUGACACUGCCUGGGUGCCCCCCAACUGUGGCAUGAAAGCUGUGCCCAGCGGUCUAGAGGAGGACUGUGUAUUUGACCCCAAAAGAGUGAAGGUCGUGGGAAUUGCAAAAGCACCAGACACUGUACUGACAGAGCUUCAGCAGCUUGUAGCUGACAGUGUAAACACACCUGGCACAGCAGAUAGGGUUGAUGCUGUGGAUGUGUGUUCACUAUGCAAGAGAAAGAUCCAGCAGGAUUCUCCACACAUCACUCAACAGUGCUGGGGCUGUCAGCAAAACAUAUGCACUCUCAUGACCAAACAUGUCUGUAGAGCUGGUGUCUGAGUGGGAAUGUGGGCCUGAAAAACAGCACUGCUGUGAGAGACAAAGCUCUUGGUGCAGUCGAGGGAAAACUAAAGCUGAAAUGUAAAACUCAAGGUGCAAUCAUUCUUUGAAAACAGGACAACAGGUUUUCAUCUCUGGAAGUAAAUUGAUACCAGCAAGUAAACCAUAAAGUUUACUAUGGUGUCCAUUUCUUAUGUCUACUUCACUAGUUGUAUAUUCUCUGAUCAGCAUGCGUUACGAUUAUGUGCAAUCAAAAUGACUUUUUUCUGUCUGACAGCGGACAUCCGUAAUUUUAGAUGAGACUUGGGGUUUUGCCAUUUUUCUUCCUCAGAAUUAAUUUCUUUUUCUUCCAAAAAUGAGCAACUGUAACUGAUGUAGCAUGUUAGUUGUUCCAUAUUAAAGUCUCGAGGAUCUCUGUAUGUCUACAAAGUCACUUUUCUAUGAACUGAGGGUCUGCUGAUGGAAAUAAUGGAAUACAUUUAAUUUAAUUCUAAACCUAAAAGCACCGCAAGGUUGUCCAUGUACUCUUGUUUAGUUUUCAGCCUAGAAUUUUAUACUC